UGUGUGUGAAGAGAUACAGAGAGACAGAGAGAGAGAGAGAGAGAAGUAGGAAAAUGGGGCUUGUAGAGCAGUGUCUGGUCUUGUGGCUUGUGUGGUUUGGAGCAGCGUUGGCCGGAGAAGAAGAAGGAAGGAGCUCAAAGGAAGAAGAGGAAAGAGGAAUUAAUCAAGCUAUGUAUGAAAUGAGAAGACCAGGGUUCUUGUACACCAGAAAUACAGGAAGAUGCACUCCUCAAUACUGGAGUAGUGGAAGAGAGACGUGGCCAAGUAGUGUUCCCGAGCAAUCAUCGGUCUAUAGGGUAUUUGGAUCAAGGAUGUUGGAGAGGUACGAACGAGGAAUGACCCUGUUCGAAGCUAUAGAGAAGAAUGACGACGUUGGUGGUGGCACGGCCUUCACCAAGCUAAUCAAGCAGUCCAGUGCAGCUCUCCUCAAUGCCUACACAAGACCGGGUUUCCGUUUUGCUUCUUGGGAGGUCAAGACACUACUCCUCGAAGCUCUCGUCUCUGAGGAGGCUGCUGCUUCACAAGCUGAGCAUUUUGCUCAGGCUAAACAGUGUAUGCUCUUAGUUAUGUUGUUUUUCUAAAUUUUCUCUUUGCUGGACCUUUUGAUUGUUUAUGUUUGCAACUAUGCAUAAGUAGAUGACCAGAUUGUUGGAACAUGUUUGGUAUCUUAAUUUAAAUUCAUAGAGUUUGUGGCUAGUAUCCUUG
Dioscorea cayenensis subsp. rotundata (Guinea yam) is the source of this 705-nucleotide messenger RNA. RefSeq lists its product as uncharacterized. The coding region runs from base 54 to 581 and encodes 175 amino acids. The record is from RefSeq and is a predicted model, not a curated record. NCBI's taxonomy places the organism in Eukaryota, Viridiplantae, Streptophyta, Magnoliopsida, Dioscoreales, Dioscoreaceae. The transcript has 2 exons.